Colletotrichum navitas is the source of this 1677-nucleotide messenger RNA. RefSeq names its product Rft protein-domain-containing protein. The transcript has a single exon. Bases 1 to 1677 code for a protein of 558 amino acids. Lineage: Eukaryota; Fungi; Ascomycota; Sordariomycetes; Glomerellales; Glomerellaceae. Gene Ontology annotation, cellular component: endoplasmic reticulum membrane. Gene Ontology annotation, biological process: glycolipid translocation; dolichol-linked oligosaccharide biosynthetic process. The record is from RefSeq and is a predicted model, not a curated record.
AUGCCGUCGUCAGGAAAACCCGCUCCCGCUCCCGCGGCAGACGCCAGCAAGGCCGUCGUCCGCGGCGCCUCCCUCCUCAUCAUCCUCCAGAUCGCCUCUCGCGCCGUCACCUUCAUCGCCAAUCAGCUUCUGCUCCGCUUCCUGACCGCCCAGCUCCUCGGCGUCUCCACCCAGCUCGAGGUCUACUACCUCUCCGUCCUCUUCUUCGCCCGCGAGAGCCUGCGCGUCGCCGUCCAGCGUCAGGAGACCCGCCCCGGCGCCGGCGGCGCCGGCAAGACCAAGUCCGACAGCGAUGGUGACGGCAAAGACGACCCCGCCGCCCGCCUCGCUCGCGAAAGCCAGGCCGUCAUCAACCUCGGCUACCUCGCCGUCCUGCUCGGCUGCUUCGUCACCGUCGGCCUCGGCUGGCUCUACCUCUCGUCCGCCGACGACGCCACCGCGAGCACCCCCAACUUCCUCCUCGCUCUCCGCCUGUACGCCCUCGCCGCCGUCCUCGAGCUGCUGUCGGAGCCCUGCUUCGUGCUGAUGCAGAGCCGUCUGCGCUUCGCCACCCGCGCCUCCGCCGAGUCCGCCGCCACCUUCCUGCGCUGCAUCGUCACCUUGGCCGCCGCCUUCUGGGCCUCGAGGGCCCGCCUCGAGUUCGGCGUCCUGCCCUUCGCCGUCGGCCAGCUCUCGUACGGCGCCACCCUGCUGCUCAUCUACCUCUGGUCCGCCGUCCGCCUCGCCCGCGCCGACGGCUUCUCCCUCUUCCCCAGCGCCCUCGGCCCGCGCACCGACUACCUCGCCUCCUACUUCUACCGCCCCACCGUCAGCCUGGCCUCCAGCAUGAUGGCCCAGAGCCUCGUCAAGCACGUCCUCACCCAGGGCGACACCUUCCUCGUCUCCGUCCUCUCCACCCCCAAGUCGCAGGGCGUCUACGCCCUGGCCAGCAACUACGGCGGCCUCCUCGCCCGCCUCGUCCUGCAGCCCGUCGAGGAGAGCAGCCGCAGCUACUUCAGCCGCCUCCUCUCCUCCUCCUCCUCCUCCUCCUCCUCCCCCUCCUCCCAAGACACCCAGGCCAAGAAGACGCCCUCCAGGGAGACGCUGGCCACUGCCAGCCAGCACCUCCACACGCUGCUCCGCUUCUACCUGCUGCUCUCGGCCGUCGUCGUGAGCAUCGGCCCCGUCGCCGCCCCGCCGCUCCUGUCCCUGGUCGCCGGCAGCCGCUGGGCCGGCGAGGGCGCCGGCGAGGUCCUCGCCGUCUACUGCUACUACAUCCCGCUCCUCGCCAUCAACGGCGUGGCCGAGGCCUUCGUCGCCUCCGUCGCCUCCGAGGCCCAGGUCCACCGCCAGUCGGCCUGGAUGGGUGCCUUCUCCGUCGCCUUCGGCUCCGCCGCCUUCCUCUUCAUGCGCGUCAUGGACCUCGGCGCCUCGGGCCUCGUCCUCGCCAACUGCAUCAACAUGCUCUGCCGCAUCGUCUGGAGCCUCGCCUUCGUCAAGUCGUACUUUGCCGGCCUGGAAACGCCGUUUGAACUCUUGUCAUUGCAGCCUAACGCCGUCACUUCUAUCCUCUGUCUAUCCGCGCCCCACCUCGUCCGCCGCGCGACCGGUGUCGUCUCGCCCGCCUCGUCCACCUCUUCCUUCAGGGACCUAAUCGCCAUCGGCCUCGCCGCCGUGCCCGUCGUCCUUUUGAUGUAA